Saimiri boliviensis boliviensis (Bolivian squirrel monkey) is the source of this 2101-nucleotide messenger RNA. It is a transcript of the gene ZNHIT3, whose product is annotated as zinc finger HIT-type containing 3. Gene Ontology annotation, cellular component: pre-snoRNP complex; nucleus. Gene Ontology annotation, molecular function: protein binding. NCBI's taxonomy places the organism in Eukaryota, Metazoa, Chordata, Mammalia, Primates, Cebidae. The record is from RefSeq and is a predicted model, not a curated record. Gene Ontology annotation, biological process: maturation of LSU-rRNA from tricistronic rRNA transcript (SSU-rRNA, 5.8S rRNA, LSU-rRNA); box C/D snoRNP assembly; snoRNA localization.
GCUAUCGCGCCCUGCCGUGUGCUUCUAGAAUCUUAGCUCUUCGGGGUCAACCUCUCCUUCCACGCCAAGGAAACGGGAUCUUCCUGCAACCCCCGAGACAACCGCUGAACGGUCACCCAAUUUAGCGUUGGGGCCCGGACGUUCCCUCGAUCGAAUGUACGAUGCUCGACUUCUAGGUCUUGAGUACAACGCAGGAUAAAUCGAUUGGUCAUCCCUGCCGGUCGCUGCCGAGCGCUGAUUGGCUUGGGCUUGGGAAGUGCGGAAACGGCCGGCGCGGGGGGCGUGCCUGGCGCAGGGAGUCCCGCGGCGCCGAGCUGCCCGAGGGUGCCGGGCGCUGCCGCUGCGCGGGCGCCGGUGCGAGCGAGGCUCUCUCGAAGAAACCCAAACGCGUCGCGGGGCCGCCGUGCGCCCCGGGGAGCACUGGAGGCGGGACCGGGGCUAAGAACUCCCACAGUCUUCACUCCGCGUUGUCGAGGACGCAUUUGAAAUCGUUCCCCGACCUGGCCGUUCCUCCGAGGCCCUCCCCAGGCGCCCAGACUCUGUGCAGGCCGUUGCUAAAACUCCUCGUGAGUCUUGACCACCCCUUCAGUCUCCGUUGUGAAGCGGCGCUUUUCAACCCCUGCGCGUUUUCAGAAGUCCAUCGCAAGCGGUGAGAAUUCGGUGGGUCCCCAGCACCCCGUGCAGCGGCUCCUGGCCUCAGUGCUGCCCUCUCUCGGCGGGGAGGGGUUGGGUGUUUUGGUAGCGGGCGUUGAUCUGAUCUCCAGCGUUCCUGCACCUGAGUUCCCACUCCACCCAAACCCCUUACCCUCUGCACCAGUGUUCCAGCCACAGUGCUGGCUUGGGUGGGGGUGCGUGCGGCGAUGACGCCAAAAUUGGAGGUCCCUCGUUUCUGAGAGCGUCUCUUUUAGAGCAGUGCAAACCUGAAACCCCUCCUGCCAAGAAACAAUUUCAGCUCCUCCUGGAUUAAAGCCUUUGAGAAACAAAGCUGAGUACAUCUGGAGUGUCGACGACUUGUUCCAAGCCACACGGCCGCAUAAGGACAGGGGUACAUAACAAGUUCUUCCAAGCUGUGAUCUUAACAAGGAAAACCUGGGACGCAGCUGCUUGAUGCACAUCGAGUAUGUCGACGCUCUACUUACGAGGCCUGGGACAGCGAGCAGGAUCAAUCCAUUGCUUUUGGCUGCCUGCGGAGUGCUGAUUGGUCCCCGCUCAGGAAACGGAAGAAAGAGGCGGGCGUGCGCGCGCGGCUGCGCGGGAAGCAGUUUCCCUUCUGGAGAUCAUGGCGUCGCUCAAUUGCAGCAGCGUUUUGUGCGUGAUUUGCUUGGAGAAGCCCAAAUACCGCUGCCCGGCUUGCCGCGUGCCCUACUGCUCGGUGGCCUGCUUCCGGACGCACAAAGAACGGUGCAACCCUGAAACUCGUCGUGUUGAGAAAAAAGUAAGAUCAGCUCCUCCUACCAAAACUGUGGAAAACAAAGAUGAUGAUGACUGUAUAGCUGAUUUUCUCAAUAGUGAUGAGGAAGACGACAGAGUUUCUUUGCAGAAUUUAAAGAAUUUAGGGGAAUCUGCAACAUUAAGAAGCUUAUUGCUCAAUCCACACCUCAGGCAGUUGAUGGUCAGUCUCGAUCAGGGGGAAGACAAAGCAAAGCUCAUGAGAGCCUGCAUGCAAGAACCCUUGUUUGUGGAGUUUGCAGACUGCUGUUUAAGAAUUGUGGAACCAUCUAAGAAUGAGGAUUCUUAACAUGGACUACUGUGCUGCUUGCUUAAGCUCAUGCUGGACUCCCAGAACCUGCUUACCCCCCACUCUCUCCAGGAGACCAGCUCGUCUGGGGGGCCCCAGGUAAAAAAGAAGUUUCCAGGAUGCUGGCUGACGUAGGCUAUACAGGCCUUUACAGGCAUGGACGUGGGCUUAUGUUUCAGGCAGAUGUGGGGUCCUUAAGGUGGCAAAUCCUUUAUGGAGAGAAAACCUGACAUUCAGAUGGUUCUUAAAGGUUUUACUUUGGGUACCGUUGACAGGCAUCAUAAAUGGUAUCAACUUUAUGCUUGAUAUGGAGCUAAACUUGAACAGUGUUACUAAAUAAAAUCAAGAUGUGAUUUUAUUGUA